Molecule: messenger RNA, 918 nt
Organism: Anthonomus grandis grandis
Lineage: Eukaryota; Metazoa; Arthropoda; Insecta; Coleoptera; Curculionidae
Gene: PTPMT1
Product: phosphatidylglycerophosphatase and protein-tyrosine phosphatase 1
Exons: 4
Coding region: 262-825 (187 amino acids)
Biological process (GO): protein dephosphorylation
Molecular function (GO): phosphatidylglycerophosphatase activity; phosphatidylinositol-4,5-bisphosphate 5-phosphatase activity; protein tyrosine/serine/threonine phosphatase activity
Source: RefSeq, a predicted model, not a curated record
UCAUCAUGAUGGUCACACCCAAGCGUGUCUUUUAAACUUUUCCUUUCAGCCGAAAAGAAACGAGAAUGUGCGCCUCACACCGAUAAAGAAAAAAAAAUUAAAUAGGGCAAAUUUACGGCAAUACAGUCGUUCCGAACACGUCACUUUUGGCAUGCUCAAAAUAAUUUUUAAUUUCUCCUUGUGUGUGUGUGCAUGUGUUGUAAAAUCGAUACUGCCGGUGGUUUUUUAUGAUUAAUUUUCUCAAUUUGUUUACUCACGGAGAUGUUCGCGAGGGUCAGUUUUUACCCCACGUUAGUUUACAAUGUGAUCAUGGAACGGUUAACCCCUAGGCAAUGGUACAAUAGGAUCGACGACACGGUCAUUUUGGGGGCCCUGCCCUUUCCCCAUAUUGCCAAAGAACUUGUAGAAAAAGAAAAUGUGAAGGCGGUGGUGUCUAUGAAUGAAGACUACGAGUUAUUUCUCGCCCACGAUGCAAAGUCUUGGAAAGACCUCGGAGUGUCCUUCCUACAACUAGCAACGACAGACAUAUUCGCCACUCCAUGCCAAGAAAAGCUCAUAGAAGGAGUGAAAUUUAUUAACGACUUUGUGGAUCCCAAAAAUGUGAAAAAUGGCAUUUCUACUACUUCGGUUUAUAUCCAUUGUAAAGCUGGAAGGACGCGAAGUGCUACUUUGGUUGGCUGCUAUCUGAUGCAGAGGUACAACUGGACCCCUGAACAAGCCGUAAACCAUAUGAAAGAAAAAAGACCGCACAUCUUAAUGCAUAGGAAACAAUGGGAAGCCCUGGAGAUAUUCCGGAAGCACAAUAUAAAAUCUCCAGAAAAAUAAAUUCUAUAGAAUCACUUAAGCAUAUCUUUUUGGGCUUUAAUUGUCAGUAUAAAAUAACACAUUAAUUAUUAUAAUAUAUAUUUAUUUAUGGCA